CCCCUGGAGGAAGCUUUUAUUUAGAAAGCUCAUAUGUUUAGGUUUAUGCUAACGUCAGGAAUCGCAGUGACAAUCAGCUAUAACUAUUUAGGCAUUGGGUGGUUUUUAUUGACAGCUGGUGUCCGAUUUAAUGGAGUCAGAAAGUGCAGGUGUGGUGCAGUCUUCGGAGGUGAGCCAUCCUGAAGAUGAACCAGCCCCUUCAUCCUUAUCCACUGAAACCGAACGGGACAGCACAAGCCAUCAUGAGGAGAUCAACAAUACAGACACAGUACAGAAGGCUGAACCGGUGCGACCGCUCUGCCGUUUUUACUCUCAAGGCAGACGAUGCUAUUACGGUAAAAGGUGCCGCUUUCUUCAUCAGAGAGCUGCGGCUGCCGCCCCAGCUGUGAAUGAAGCAGAAAGUAGCACAGAUCCAAAGAAAGAUCACAGAGAGAAGGUCAAAAAUGCAGAUGGUCAGCCGUCAGAGUCAAGUGAAAGCAGCCAAUCGGGUAAAGAGAAGCAGUCGAUCCCAACCAGCCGCAAAACUGCUCCCGUGAAACGAGAACGAGCCCGGAGAACCUGCAGCUACUUCAUGUCUGGCUUUUGUGCGAUGGAAGACCGUUGUCGCUUUUGGCACCCCGAGCAGCUUCCACCUGUAGAGGACCAGCCUAAAGAGAAACCCAGAGAGAAGAGCAACUUCAGGCCCCCUGCUCCACGACCAGCUCAAGAACAAGCCAAACUGGCUGAUCUCACCGAGGAGGUCUGCAAGCAGCUGAGAGCCACUGAGAUCGCACAACUGAUCAAGAGAUUCCCAAAAGACAACCUUAUAGUGCAGGAGCGAGAAGAUGGAAAGCUGACCUACUACAGAGUGACGGUCCAAGCUACAGACCCUGACUGGCCUUUUGACCAAAAUGAAAUCGAAAUCAUGGUCAGCUUUCCUGAGAAUUACCCUCAAGAGGUAUUCACUUUGGAUGUUCCAGUGGACCAGGACUUGCCAGAGCUCAUGGGCAGACAUGUACAGAAGGUCUCAGAGGAAUGGCUGAAGGCCAAACAUGCCACUAACCAGCUGAUGGGCAGAGUUGAGUUGCUCUUUAGGCCUUACCUGCGCUGGUUGGAUCGUAGCAUGGAAAAACUCUUCACUGAUGGAGCCAGACAGUUGAAGAAAGACAUUGACCUAGAGAGAGCCGGAAUACAAUUUGUCCCCUAUGAGCAACUCAAGGUCACGGUUUUUAAGAACCAAGGCAAAAACUCAAACACUCCUGAGCGUAUAGUGUCACUCGGUAUGGCUUCGGAAGAAGAGGAGGUGGGGGAAGAGCAGGAUGAAGGUGUUGAGGAGGAAGAGGAAGAGGAGACUGCUCCUGGUACUGAAGGGGAGGGAGGCGACCGGCAGGUGGAGAACAUAAAAACAAGAGAGCGACGGAGUGGCACUGAGAUCAAACUGCUGGGCUUGAGAUUGGGAGAACAGACAGCCACUGUGGCGGCCAAACAGAUCUCAGUGACCCUGCAGUGCAGUCGGUGUAAAGUGAGCUCUGACCUGACCCUGAAUGGCCGUCUGCCCUGUACAGCUCAUUGUGGGAAAUGCGAAGCAGGGAUCAAAGCUGCUUUCAGACCAAGUAUGCUGCACCACUACAGUGAUGUUUUGGGCUACCUGGACCUUAAAGCAGCCGUGGCUGUGGACCUGAUACUGCAGGACUCUGAGUUCAGUGUCGGUUGCCUUAACUGCGACAAAGAGGACACAAUUAAGAAUCUGACCUAUGGGCAAAACAGGGAACAUAACUGUCAACAUUGUCACACAAAACUCAGCCUUUUUGUGGAUGCUGCACGCUUUCAGUUCAUUCAGCCACAGCCCAGAAAUCUGACAGGUGCAGCUACUCAAUACACAAGACGAUUUCGAGACCCUGCAGUUCAGCAAGGGAAACCUUUACCUGAUAAAGGUGCCUGCAAGCACUACAAACAAAGUCACAGAUGGCUAAGAUUCCCGUGCUGUGGUCGGGCUUACCCGUGUGAUGCUUGCCAUGAUGAGGAUCAGGACCAUCUGAUGGAGCUGGCCACUAGAAUGAUCUGUGGUUAUUGUGCUAAAGAACAGCCUUAUGGCAAUGGAAAGCCAUGUGUUGGUUGUGGUGGUAUGAUGACCAGAGCAACUUUUACAAGCCACUGGGAAGGUGGACAGGGCUGUAGGAGCAAAGUUAAGAUGAGCAGGAAUGAUAAGCACAAAUACACCAACACGUGUAAAACAGUGUCCAAGAAAACAACAAAUGAGAAAAAAUAACCAAAGACAAAGAAACCAGAAGAUCUUAUUUUUACCAAUCAGAUUAUCCGUAAACCGCUCUCAAAUCAUGUUAUACAUAACUUCACAAAGAUUGAUGAAAUUCUGAGAUUUUUGGUUAGAUGAUUUUACCACAAUCUUUUAGUGUAAAAGGAAAAAUAAAUAAAAUAUAUUUACAUAACAUUUGGUACACAUGUUAACACAGUUCUAUAAUCAAUGUUUUGUUUGAUAGUAAAAUAAAAAGUAUAUAUCUACAU
Molecule: messenger RNA, 2502 nt
Organism: Paramisgurnus dabryanus
Lineage: Eukaryota; Metazoa; Chordata; Actinopteri; Cypriniformes; Cobitidae
Molecular function (GO): zinc ion binding
Source: RefSeq, a predicted model, not a curated record